AUGGUUAAAUUGACUUUGUUUUCAUCCACCGGUUCUCAAAUGCAUGAUGGGAUCGGGAAUAUCAUUCGGCAAUCGGUGGUAGGCUUGUUUGAAGACCCCAAGAAAUUUGAAUGCCGUUUUCUCUAUGAAGACGGUUCAAAGGAGAAUUUCGUGAAAGUCUCUGACGAUGGAUCAUUCAGCAGGAAGUCAGUUUCCCUCAAUCAGGAUCUAUCAAGGGACAUGGCCAUCUGGUUCGGACAGACGCCAGAUAGUGCUGCGACUGGCACCAGUUUUAAUCCAAAAGAAGAUCCAGAGCUUAGUCCAAAACGUCUGAGCCAUGUUGCAAAACAUAUCGGGAAUAGCUAUGCCGUAGUGUGUGCGUGCCUUGGAGUAGAGACUGCUGUCGUCGAACAGGAAAGAUAUCAGCAAAAACAUCUUGACUUCCGAUCACAACUGACGAAAAUUCUCCUGCGUUGGCGGGCAUUGCAGAAAGGUCGUGCUUCUCUUGGGAAACUUAUUGAAGCGAUGAAAAUGAACAACCUUUCUCACGAGGAGAUGUUAUUAGAUCCUGUCUGGGCUGGUGAAACGGCAAUGACAAAACUCAAAGAUGCAG
Messenger RNA from Mizuhopecten yessoensis (Yesso scallop), 592 nucleotides. RefSeq lists its product as uncharacterized. The record is from RefSeq and is a predicted model, not a curated record. NCBI's taxonomy places the organism in Eukaryota, Metazoa, Mollusca, Bivalvia, Pectinida, Pectinidae. The annotation marks the transcript as partial. Gene Ontology annotation, biological process: signal transduction. Gene Ontology annotation, molecular function: protein binding. The transcript has 4 exons.